Messenger RNA from Bactrocera dorsalis (oriental fruit fly), 650 nucleotides. RefSeq lists its product as uncharacterized. The transcript has a single exon. Lineage: Eukaryota; Metazoa; Arthropoda; Insecta; Diptera; Tephritidae. The coding region runs from base 12 to 650 and encodes 212 amino acids. The record is from RefSeq and is a predicted model, not a curated record.
CACAGAGUAAUAUGGACGUGGAUAUGGCAUCAUCGUCAACGCCAACCAUGCGUUCGGCAAUUUCCGCCCCUCGCGCUGAAGCUGCUCCAAUAGCAGCACCCCGGACCAACACUGCACCGGCAGCGCCUCGAACAACAACAGGCUCCACCGCGACAACGGCUCCGCGUCAAAGCACGCCAGCAUUACCAGCGAAUUUGCAACUCAUUCGUUGUCCUUUAUGCCGCCGCCCUCAUCGGCUAUCGCACUGCGGUAUAUUCAAAGGCAUGCCGCCGAUGCAACGCCAGCAGGUGGCACAGGCGCACGGGUAUUGCCUGAAUUGUCUGGCAACUUCCCACGCAACUCAGGAGUGCCCAUCACCUAAUCGUUGCCAAAUCUGUGUGCGGGCUCAUCAUACGAUGCUGCAUCGCAUUCCCAGACGCGACCCCCGGCGCCCACCGGCUCCUCGCACCAGUGGUAACGUCAGGCGUUCCCAAAGGACUCCUGUGACGGCAUACCGCCGCCGCGGACCCUCUGCAGCAGAAUCCCGUCCUUGGCGCCAUAACCAGGCAGCAUCAACACGACGCCAUCAGCUUAGGCCGCAAUCCCGCCGGUCAACAGGUCUCAGCAGCGUGGUAGCAACGCUCCAGCAGCUACAGCGGCUUCUAGGCUAA